Molecule: messenger RNA, 1942 nt
Organism: Daphnia pulex (common water flea)
Lineage: Eukaryota; Metazoa; Arthropoda; Branchiopoda; Diplostraca; Daphniidae
Product: serine/threonine-protein kinase/endoribonuclease IRE2-like
Exons: 6
Coding region: 272-1942 (556 amino acids)
Biological process (GO): intrinsic apoptotic signaling pathway in response to endoplasmic reticulum stress; IRE1-mediated unfolded protein response; protein phosphorylation
Cellular component (GO): IRE1-TRAF2-ASK1 complex
Molecular function (GO): ATP binding; RNA endonuclease activity; protein serine/threonine kinase activity
Source: RefSeq, a predicted model, not a curated record
CGUAUGCCGAUAUUUCAAGAAAGACAUUAUAAGUCUUCUCAAGAGAGGGCCAGGUGUGGUCGAUUUCAUGCAGAUAACAAUCACAGAAGUUACUGCAACGCAUCUCACUCUGUGUACUAUCCUUAUCAUAAUCCUUAUCAUAGAAAAAACCCGGUUGAUAGCAAGUUUUCUCAGUCGAAUGAAUAAAGCAUAGGCCUACUAUAGACACUAGUUAUAUUUCUCGCAUCCUUAAGUGAAGAACUAAACCCAAUUGAGUGUUUUAGAAAAAAAUAUGGCAGGUAGUUCACCUGUCAAUACGUUGACCAUUAAUCGUGAGAAGAUUUUGGGAAAAGGAAAAUACGGCAUUGUUUAUGAAGGUGUUUGGGGUGAAACUAAAGUAGCCGUCAAACGAAUUCCUAUAGAUAAUGCCGCGAGCAGUAAAGGAGAGUUAAAUAUGCAAAUAGCUUUUGAUCAUGAAAAUGUCGUCAAGUUAUUCCACGUUGAGGAGGACGAAGACUUCAAGUGUUUUGCCCUUGAACUGUGCAAUGCAUCUUUGGAUCAACUAUUUCUUAAAGAAAAUGAUCCGAAAAAAUACCGUGGCCCAAUGCCGCAAAAAAUGGAAGUCCUUCUCCAAUUGGCUAAAGGACUCGAGUACAUACACAAAAUGGAAUUAAUCCAUCGCGACAUUAAGCCAGAGAACGUUCUCAUUUGGGUGAAUCCAAACACUAAGCAGGUUUUGAUGAAAUGGGCAGAUUUCGGUUUCAGCAAAAGUGUGAACGAAAAUGGAACUUUCACCAUGAGUGGAGUGAAGGGAACAUUCAAUUGGUUAGCACCAGAAAUAUUGAAAUUAAUGGACGAUACCAAUUCUGCUGAAACCGAAGUUCAGAAAAGAGGAACCGUCAAGAGCGAUGUAUUUGCAGAAGGCCUCGUCUUUGGCUUCUUCCUUUCGGAAGGGGUUCAUCCCUUUAUUGGCACUUCAAGUUAUCAAAUUCCAAUGAACGUACGAACGAAAAAACCAGACUACCUUCCCAAAAGGAAAAAAAUUCGUAAUAUAAUCAUAAAGAUGUUAGAAAAAGCACCAGAGAACCGAAUUGCAUCGUCCAAUGUCGUUGCACUGCUCGAAGAAGAAAAGGAGGGAAGGGUAGAAGAGAUGUUCACUCUACUUAGAGGAAGGCCAAAGGAAACAGAAAUAAAAGAACUAAUACAAGAAGGCGUGGAUAUAAACGCGAAAGAUCAAAAUGGAUUGACACCACUACUUCAAUUGGUGACUUACAAAAAGAAUAGUGAUUAUAUUGUAGAAAAACUUUGUCUCCUGAUAAAACACGGGCGAGUCAACAUCGAUUCAAUUGAUAGCAACGGGAUCGAUAUUAACUGCAAAAACAAACACGGAAAAAAUGCUCUCACUCUGUUGAGCCACCAUUAUGAAAAGGAAAAUUUGAUUGACAUCAUUCAACUUUUGAUUCAAAAUGGAGUCGAAGUCAAUUGCAAAGACAACGACGGAGACAAUGCUCUCACUUUCUUGUGCCGCUAUUAUAAAAACGAAAAUUUAAUUGACAUCAUUCGACUUUUGAUUGAAAAUGGAAUCGAAGUCAAUUGCAAAGGCAAGUACGGAAAUAAUGCUCUCAUUUUCUUAUGCGAUAAUUAUAAAAACAAAAAUUUAAUUGACAUCAUUCGACUUUUGAUUGAAAAUGGAAUCGAAGUCAAUUGCAAAGACAACGACGGAGAAAAUGCUCUCACUUUCUUGUGCCGCUAUUAUAAAAACGAAAAUUUAAUUGACAUCAUUCGACUUUUGAUUGAAAAUGGAGUCGAAGUCAAUUGCAAAGACAAUGGAUUAAAUAUAACUCCAGAAACGGUCACCUUCUUCAAGGAAAAUUAUCACAAAGAAAACCGCGAUGAAAUCUUGCAAUUAAUUGAUCAACAACAUCCAGAUGACCCAGUGAGCAAACGAAUGAAGUUAGAAUAA